CUCUGUGUCCUCGUGAGGCGCGAGUUAUGGAGACGCCCAGCUGCAUUCAGGAUGAGCCUUUCCCGCACCCCUUGGAGCCCGAGGCGGGAGCGCCCGCGCAACCGGGCCCCGGGAAGCAGGGAGAGAAGCAGUUCCGGCUGUGGUACGUGGGAGGGUCGUGUCUGGACCACAGGACCACGCUGCCCAUGCUGCCCUGGCUCAUGGCCGAGAUCCGCCGGCGCAGCCAGAAGCCUGAGGCGGGCGGCUGCGGGGCGCCUGCGGCGCGCGAAGUGCUACUGGUGCUCGGUGCGCCCUUUCUGCGCUGCGUCCCCGCGCCCGGGGCCGGUGCGACUGGAGGCGCGGGCCCCACCACUAUGCAGCCUAACCCUGCGGUGUUCAUCUUCGAGCAUAAGGCGCAGCACAUCGCACGCUUCAUCCACAACAGCCACGACCUCACCUAUUUUGCCUACCUGAUCAAGGCGCAACCCGACGACCCCGAGUCGCAGAUGGCUUGCCAUGUUUUCCGUGCCACAGACCCUAAUCAGGUCCCUGAUGUUAUCAGCAGUAUAAGGCAAUUAUCCAAAGCUGCCAUGAAGGAGGAUGCCAAACCCAGCAAGGACAAUGAGGAUGCCUUUUACAACUCUCAGAAGUUUGAGGUCCUGUACUGUGGGAAGGUGAUUGUGACCCACAAGAAGGCACCAUCCAGUCUCAUUGAUGACUGCAUCGAAAAGUUCAGCCUGCAUGAGCAGCAGCGCCGGAGGCUCCAGGCUGACCCCAGCGAGGACCUGGUGGCUCCAGAGGCUGAAGUGCCCCGGGUCCCCAGAGACACCCUGCAAGAGGAGGCUGAAGAUGACAUGGACACCCACCCUGGACUGCCCGCUGCACCCAGUCAGCCUGCACAGCCCAGCUCUCGGCUUUGCUUCCCUGAGCGGAUUUUGGAAGAUUCUGGCUUCGACGAACAGCAGGAGUUUCGGUCUCGAUGCAGCAGUGUUACCGGAGUCCUGCAAAAGAAAGUCCAUGAGAGCAGCCAGAUAGCACAGCCGCGCAGGAGGCACGCAAGUGCGCCCAGCCAUGUGCAGCCCUCGGAUUCCCAGAAGAACAGAACGAUGCUGUUCCAGGUUGGACGAUUUGAGAUUAACCUUAUCAGUCCAGACACUAAAUCAGUUGUUCUAGAAAAGAAUUUUAAAGACAUCUCUUCUUGUUCUCAGGGUAUAAAGCACGUUGAUCACUUUGGCUUUAUCUGUCGGGAGUCUGCGGAGCCGGGGCUGAGCCAGUAUAUCUGCUAUGUGUUCCAGUGUGCCAGCGAGUCUCUGGUGGAUGAGGUCAUGCUGACUCUGAAACAGGCUUUCAGUACUGCUGCUGCCCUGCAGAGUGCCAAGACUCAGAUUAAACUGUGUGAGGCCUGCCCAAUGCACUCUCUGCACAAGCUCUGUGAAAGGAUCGAAGGUCUAUAUCCUCCAAGAGCCAAGCUGGUGAUCCAGAGGCACCUGUCAUCCCUGUUGGACAAUGAGCAAGCCGACAUCUUUGAACGAGUACAGAAAAUGAAGCCGGUCAGUGACCAAGAAGAAAAUGAGCUUGUGAUUUUACACUUGAGGCAGCUGUGUGAAGCCAAGCAGAAAACACACACGCACAUUGGAGAAGGCCCAUCGCUUAGCUCAGAUGGUGAAAAGCAAGGAGCAGAACAGCAGGAGUGUCGUACUUUCUCAAACAGUACAAUCCCGGAAAAUGCAACAAGUAGUGGAAGAUUCAAACUUGACAUCUUGAAAAACAAAGCUAAGAGAUCCCUAACUAGCUCCCUGGAAAAUAUCUUCUCAAGGGGAGCUAACCGAAUGAGAGGCCGUCUGGGGAGUGUGGACGGCUUUGAAAGGACCAACAGUCUGGCCUCAGAAAAGGACUACUCGCCAGGGGACUCUCCUCCAGGGACGCCGCCAGCCUCUCCCUUGUCGUCAGCGUGGCACUCGUUCCCAGAGGAGGACUCCGAUUCCCCGCAGUUCCGGAGAAGGGCGCACACGUUCAGCCACCCACCCUCAAGUACAAAGAGAAAACUCAACUUGCAGGACGGGAGGGCGCCUGGCGUGCGCUCCCCACUGCUCAGACAGGGCUCCAGCGAGCAGUGCAGCAUUCUUCCAUCAAUUCGACGCAUGCACAAGGAGAGUAAUUCUUCCUCCAGUCUUCCAAGUCUUCACACUUCCUUCUCUGCCCCUUCCUUCACUGCCCCCUCUUUCCUGAAAAGCUUUUACCAGAACUCAGGUAGACUGUCCCCACAGUAUGAAAAUGAAAUCAGUGAUGGAGAAGGGAGAAAAAGGACCUCGUCUACCUGCAGCAAUGAGUCCCUAAAUGCCGGAGGAACGCCUGUCACUCCUCGCCGGAUCUCCUGGCGGCAGCGCAUCUUCCUGCGGGUUGCUUCGCCCAUACACAGAUCUCCCUCAGCAAUGCAACAGCAAGAUGGGCUGGACAGGAACGAGCUGCUGCCACUGUCCCCUCUCACUCCCACCAUGGAGGAGGACCCGCUGGUAAUUUUCCUGUCUGGCGAGGAGGACCCAGAGAAGGGUGAAGAGAAAAAGAAGUCCAAAGAGUUUAAGAGCUUGUGGAAAAAGGCUAUACACCAACAGAUCUUGUUGCUGCGAAUGGAAAAAGAAAACCAGAAACUGGAAGCCAGAAGAGAUGAGCUUCAGUCCAGAAAAGUUAAAUUGGACUAUGAAGAAGUUGGUUGCUGUCAGAAGGACAUCUUAAUAGCCUGGGAUAAGAAGUUGUUAAACUGCAGGACGAAACUCAGAAGUGACAUGGAGGACAUUCACACUUCACUCAAAGAAGGCGUCCCCAAGAGUCGACGAGGAGAGAUUUGGCAGUUCUUAGCUUUACAGUACCGUUUAAGACACAGAUUGCCCAAUAAACAGCAACCUCCAGACACAUCCUAUAAGGAACUUUUAAAGCAGCUCACUGCUCAGCAACACGCCAUUCUUGUGGAUUUAGGAAGGACAUUUCCGACUCAUCCUUACUUUUCCGUGCAGCUUGGGUCUGGGCAGCUGUCCCUCUUUAACCUCCUGAAAGCCUAUUCUUUGCUGGACAAGGAAGUGGGCUACUGUCAGGGCAUCAGCUUCGUGGCUGGAGUCCUGCUUCUGCACAUGAGUGAGGAGCAAGCCUUCGAGAUGCUCAAGUUCCUCAUGUAUGACCUUGGCUUUCGCAAGCAGUAUAGACCCGACAUGAUGUCGCUGCAGAUUGAAAUGUACCAGCUCUCCAGGCUCCUGCAUGACUAUCACAGAGAUCUCUACAAUCAUUUGGAAGAGAAUGAGAUCAGCCCCAGCCUUUAUGCUGCCCCCUGGUUCCUCACACUGUUUGCCUCUCAGUUCCCUCUGGGAUUUGUAGCCAGAGUUUUUGAUAUAAUUUUUCUUCAGGGAACUGAAGUUAUAUUUAAAGUGGCGCUCAGCCUGCUGAGUAGCCAGGAGGCACUUAUAAUGGAAUGUGAAAACUUUGAGAAUAUUGUGGAAUUCCUUAAAACCACACUUCCAGAUAUGAAUACCUCUGAAAUGGAAAAGAUCAUUACCCAGGUGUUUGAGAUGGAUAUUUCUAAACAGUUACAUGCCUAUGAGGUGGAAUAUCACGUGCUACAGGAUGAGCUGCAAGAGUCUUCCUGUACCUGUGAGGACAGCGAACCUCUGGAGAAGCUAGAGAGGGCCAAUAGCCAACUGAAAAGACAGAACAUGGACCUCCUAGAGAAACUACAGGUGGCUCAUGCUAAAAUCCAGGCCUUGGAAUCCAACCUGGAAAAUCUUUUGAACCGAGAGACCAAAAUGAAGACAUUAAUCCGGACUCUGGAACAGGAGAAGAUGGCUUAUCAAAAGACAGUGGAGCAUAUCCGAAAACUUGUGCCAGCCGAUGCUCUAGCUAGCUGCGAAGUACUGCUAAGAGACCUCAACUGCAACCCCAACAACAAAGCCAAGUCAGGAAAUAAGCCAUAGCUGCAGAUAUACAUACCCAGCAGCAAGAGCUCCUUAGCUUGCUACGGAGAGGAAGAGCCUGUGCAAUGCCAGCUCACAUUGAGGGACCCACCUCCUGCUGGUCCUGGGUCCUGUAUCAGCAGGUGCAUCUUGCUCUCCUUGGAGCUUGCCACCCCUAAGCCAUCAUAGAUUUGUACACUGGGGUUUUCUCUUGUUGAUGACUGUACACAUACAUGCACACGCAUAUAUGUAAAAUGGAAAAAAUGUUCAUGCUUUCAGGUCAAAUGAGUAAUGUAUAUCUAGUAUAGUUUUUGUGUUCUUCUUUUUUAAGUCAGAACCUCAUGGAAUCCACACCAAAGGAAGUCGAAGUGUGAAAUC
Ochotona princeps (American pika) is the source of this 4295-nucleotide messenger RNA. RefSeq names its product TBC1 domain family member 4 (gene TBC1D4). The coding region runs from base 27 to 3938 and encodes 1303 amino acids. The record is from RefSeq and is a predicted model, not a curated record. NCBI's taxonomy places the organism in Eukaryota, Metazoa, Chordata, Mammalia, Lagomorpha, Ochotonidae. The transcript is spliced from 21 exons.